Messenger RNA from Closterium sp. Naga37s-1, 1989 nucleotides. NCBI's taxonomy places the organism in Eukaryota, Viridiplantae, Streptophyta, Zygnematophyceae, Desmidiales, Closteriaceae. The record is from the annotation of a GenBank genome assembly.
AUGGGAAUAUCGGGAGAAAUGAGCGAUGGCGAGACGAAAGCGACUGAGGUUGAGAGCGGGUCUCAAGGAGCACAGUGGCGAGGGUUCGAGCCACCUUCCUUCCCCGCUGUCGCCGCUACACGUCCUGUGACGGUUCACGCGUUUCCGUCGGGCGGGUACGUGUGGGACGUGGCGGCGGCAGAGCAGAUUCGACUAGAGCACGGCAUAGUCGGCACCAUGGCGGGAGGCCUGCCGGGAUUCGCGCUGCAGAACAAGGUCAAGGGCCUGCCGCUGCUGCUCUCGCUGGAAGAGCUCGCUGCAGCAGCGACCAUGGGCGUCGCACGGCUACAAGUCCUCGGGAAUGACGUUGCAGCAACGACCGCGCUACCGUCCGUUGUGACAAAUCCAGACCUUGACCCUAUUUCUUCACAAGAUUUACCUCGCUUGAACCCCUCUGGCUCUGGUUGCGACGCUCUCUGUUUACGGCCACCAACGGGAUCAGCAGCAGCAACAGGCCUAGUCGCUUCCGCUGACCAGCGCGCGCCGCCGGUCGAGUCGGCAGCAGCAGCGCAGCUCAACGCGGAUGUCGCGGCCCAAACACACGAGCCGCCAGCACCAGCGCCGCCGCCGCCGCAGCAGCAGCAGCAGCAGCAGCAGAGUCUGGUCCUGCCUGCAGAAGCUCAUGCGCCGCAGGCAAGCGAGACUACGGGGGAACCUGGGACGGUGGAGUGUGGAAGGCUGGACCGGAUGGCUGCGUCUCGCUGCUCACACCCCUGCCUGCUCGCGUCUAGCUGUCCCCACCAGCCUCCCUGCUCCGUGCCACACGCCCUCCACACUGCCAGGGAGGCUUCCUUCAGCGAAAAGUUCCGGCUGCCCGUAACGGAGGGGGACGUGGAGGUAGCAGCGGAGUGGUUGGGCGCUUCAGGGCGUGGGGUGCAGCGGCAGAGGGAUGGCAGUGCUGCUCCAGCUGCGAUGGGGGAACGCGGCUGGAGUGUGGCUGUGGAUUGUACUGAGGAGAAGGUUGCUGGUGGAGAGGAGAAGGGCAAUGGUGGGGAAGAUAGGAACCAAAGCGGAGGUCGAAGCAGAGGAGCGGAGGACAUGGGCAGAGAGUGGCAUGAUGAUGACGGAGAAGGAGUGAGCAACGGCACGAACACCACAUCCCCCAGCACUUGCUGCAAGCAUCAUCCGCCGUCUUCCUCCUCCCUGCCCCUCGCCCCACCGCAUGCGCGCACCUCCCUGCUGUCCAUGCUCGCGUCUCUGCUCAGCAGCAGCAGCCCUGCAGUGCGCCUGCGCUGCGUGGUCUACGCGGACCUGCUCGCCCGCUCCUGCCGCAUGACGUGCGGGCUGCGCUUCGGUGCACACUGGCUGGUGUACCCGGGUGGUGCAGACCCCUGCGACCUGCAUGCGCCCUGCAUGCUGCGCGUGCAGCGGCAGCACGAAGGGAUCUCAGCGCAGCUGCUGCUGGCGGCUGCACGUGUGGCCAUGGCUUCCAGGAAAAGGCUCGUGCUCGCUACUGCCUCUGAGGAGCUGCUGCAGGAGGGAGGGUUCUGGGAGUGGUUUGUGGAGCGGUAUGGGGCGGUGCAGGUGGAGCGGAGGGAUGGGGAAGAGUGCGAGAGGCUGGUGAGAGGAAUACUGGAGGUUGGGUUAAGGGGAGGGGAGCAGGGUGGGUUGGCGCAAGUUGGGGAUGAUGCGGGAGCGGAACAUGAGGAGAUUGCCAGACCGAUUCUCAAGGAUGGAAGGGGUUCAGAGCAGGGAGGAGGAGAGGCUGGUGAGCGUGGGGCAGCAGAAAGCAGAGGCAUGUGUGGGGGUGAGCAAGGAUGGGAGAAGCAGGAUACGAAAGCGGGAGCGUGUGUGAGAGGAGGAGGGGAGUGGGUGGAGUACACGACAGUGGUGACUGACCUGGACUUCCUGCCUCUAGAGCUGCGCACCCAGAACCCCCUCAAGGCCAAGAUGCUGCAACAAGGACAGCAGGUCGGCGCUCGAAGGAGCAGGAAGCCUAGUGUUGUGUAG